AUGGCGGCACCCGCCUACGUGUUUGGCCAGAAGGUGUGGCUGUCAGCCAGGAUCUCCCCACUGCGGGUGGAAUCGCGCGGUGCGUUUGGGGCUGUCCUGUCCUGUGGUCCUGUGGAUCAUGACCCGCCCCCCCUCCUCAUGUGGACUAAAGACGGACGCAACAUCCACAGCGGCUGGCUACGGUUCCGCAUUCUCCAGCUGGGACUGCGGGUCAAGCAGGUGGAACCGGACGACGCAGGAACCUACGUGUGCAAAGCCACCAACGGAUUCGGCAGUGUCAGCGUCAACUACACACUCAUCAUCAUCGAUGACUCUGGCUCUCGCUCCCAGGGAGAGUUUCAUGAUGCAGACCCAAAUUCCAGUCCAGAGGUGUCGCCGGGGAAACUGGUGCGUCCACGCUUCACUCAGCCCUCCAAGAUCAUAGCCCAGCGAUCGAUCGGUCGGCUCCGUCCGCGGCCUGAAGUGUGCGUGAAGUGCCAGCCGCGGCCAGACAUCGUGUGGCUGAAGGAUGAGCGGCCGCUGAGCGAGCAGGAAGUGGGCGUCGGCCGCCACAGGAAGUGGACGCUCAGCCUGCGCGCGCUCACGCCGGAGCACAGUGGCCGAUACACCUGCAGAGUGUCCAACCGCGCCGGACUCAUCAAUGCCACAUACAGGCUGGAGGUUAUACCGGACUCAACUCAAAGUCGGGUCCUGAGCGGGACCCACCCGGUGAACACCACGGUGGAGGCAGGAGGCUCCACCUCCCUGCAGUGUAAAGUCCGCAGCGACGUCAAGCCCGUCAUCCAGUGGCUCAAACGGCUGGACAACGCGGCCGACGGACGAUACAACUCCACCAUAGAGGUAGGUGACCACCGGUUCGUGGUGUUGCCGACGGGGGAGGUGUGGUCUCGGCCGGACGGCUCCUACCUCAACAAGCUGCUGAUCAGCCGAGCGAAGCCGGACGACUCGGGCAUGUACAUCUGCCUUGGAGCCAACACCAUGGGCUACAGCUACCGCAGUGCCCAUCUCACCGUCCUGCCAGACUCCCGGCAGCCAAUCACACCUGUGCUGGCCCCGCCCCCGAGCGCGGUUCCGUGGCCCGUCAUCAUCGGAGUUCCCGCCGGGGUGCUCGUCAUCUUUGGCUCCGCCCUCCUGUGGCUCUGUCAGAGCAGGAAGCCACGCCCCCCUGCACCCCCGCCCUGCCACGCCCCCAAACGGCCGGCUCUCCGCGAGCGAGAGAGGGAUAGAGAGAAAGAGAGAGAGAGAGAGAGAGGGCGCUCGGAGAAGGAGGUGUUGGGCUACGAGGACCUACUGCUACUCAACCAUCAGAAACUUUACCCAAAGAUCUACACCGACGUCCACACACACACACACUCCCACACACACACCGACGUCCACACACACACACACGCACACCUGGAGAGCAAAGUGCACCAGCACCAGCACAUACACUUCCAGUGUUAA
Messenger RNA from Alosa alosa (allis shad), 1443 nucleotides. Its product is annotated as fibroblast growth factor receptor-like 1. The record is from RefSeq and is a predicted model, not a curated record. Gene Ontology annotation, molecular function: fibroblast growth factor binding; fibroblast growth factor receptor activity. The transcript is spliced from 8 exons. Gene Ontology annotation, cellular component: plasma membrane. Bases 1 to 1443 code for a protein of 480 amino acids. NCBI's taxonomy places the organism in Eukaryota, Metazoa, Chordata, Actinopteri, Clupeiformes, Clupeidae.